Oreochromis niloticus (Nile tilapia) is the source of this 1669-nucleotide messenger RNA. Its product is annotated as B-cell receptor CD22-like. The record is from RefSeq and is a predicted model, not a curated record. The coding region runs from base 154 to 918 and encodes 254 amino acids. The transcript is spliced from 3 exons. NCBI's taxonomy places the organism in Eukaryota, Metazoa, Chordata, Actinopteri, Cichliformes, Cichlidae.
ACUGAUACAUUUGCAUCACUGUGUGUAUAAGAGGUGUGAAAAGGAAGGAAGGGUGCUUUUACUAACCUGAACUCAGUUUUCUGCCUGCAGACCACAUCAGAAAGGUUCUUAAGUGACAAUGUCCUUCACCUUUGUAAAUAGAAUUGUUUUUUGAUGUGUCUAAUUCCUGGAUACAUUAUUUACCUGCUGACAUUUCUUAUUGUCUCUGAAGUCACACAGCCAGAUGACGGGGCAGCUAUGAGUUUAACUGCAGCACUCAGAGGAUUUUUUAUCGUUCUGCUUUCUGUGUCAGUGGUACAGAGUCAGAAUGGAUGGGGAGUGACUUACACUUCUACUCAGAUCUGUGCUGUAAAAGGAUCAUCAGUGGAGAUACACUGCACCUACACAUACCCACCCAGAAUAAAUAAUGAAAUUAUUGAAGUUCAGAAGAGAUUAUGGUUUACUAAAUUGCAACAAGAUGUACCUGUGGAUCUAAAAACUGACCCAAACUAUGACGCUCGAGUGGAGUAUCAUUUUUUUCAGAACAACAGCACUCUGAGAAUCACAGACCUGAGGGAGAGCGACUCAGCUCAAUACAAGUUCAGGUUUGAGACAAACAGUCGUAGUGGACGUUAUACUGGCACUCCUGGAGUCACUUUGCUUGUUACAGAUGCUCCAAUACGCCUCUCUGUGUCAGUGACUCUCUCGGGUGAGAUAGUGGAGGGCAGCUCUGUGACUCUGACCUGUAGCAGUGAUGCUAACCCAGCAGCUAGUUACACCUGGUACAAGCAGAAUGAUCAGAAACCUCUCAGUAAAGACUCCCAGCUCAUCUUCAGCUCCAUUCAGUCUUCUGAUGCUGGAGAGUAUUACUGCAUAGCUGUAAAUGACCUGGGGACAAAAAGGACUGGACACAAUAUCAUCAUUGUGAAUUGUGAGUAAAAGACCAUUAAUAUUUAAAAAAAUAAAAAAUUAUUCAUAUAUUCAGGUUCUGGUGCUGUAGUUCAUUCAGAAGCUUCAGUAGCUCAAUUAACAGAAAGUCAAUUAAACUGCAGGGACUUUGGUACAUUUAGUUAAAAGCAACCUCUGUGAAUCCUUCAUGUUAGUGUUCUCGUAUCUGCUGGAUGCAUGAGAUGAAGGUGAUGAAGGAGCAUCAAAGAGUGUCCGGAGGAAGAGGAAUAACAUUGCCAGAGAGCUAAAAAUGAACCUGAGUGAACUACUCAUGUGCAUGUUUAUGUUAAUGGACAAACUGUCAGAAACAGAUUGCAUCAGGGUGGAGCUGGAAAUCCUUUAGUCAGACGUGUAAUCACAGCCUAGCACUGUGCAGAUGAACUGGCAUUAAUAAGAUAACACCAGAACUGGCAGGUCCACCACUCGUGAUAAGAACAGACAAGAAUUCACACUGAGCACAUGUGACAGAGAUUGGAUUUGCUUGCAAUUUUUAUGUAAAAUAUUUGCUCCCUUCUUGAUUUCUUAGUUUUUUGCAUAUUUGCCACACUUGUUUGUUUGAGGUCAUCAAACACAUUUUACAAUUAGACAAAUGCAAAACGCAGUGUUUAAAUGGUGUUUUAAUUGAUUUAAUUUCAUUUAUUAAGGGAAAAGGCUAUCCAAACCUGUUCUUUUUAAGUGAAAUCUUUAUUCAAAAGUUCUAGAAGUGUGAUGAAUUAGCAACAUUUUUAAAAAGAAAUCUGUA